UUUUGGGUUUGGAAACAUUGAGUUCCCUUCGCGUUCAAUCCACUGUAUUCAAUGGGUUGGUAUUCAGUAAGGAGAAAAGCAGAGUGUUUGAUUGGAGUUGCAGAUCGAACUCGGUGAUGUCAAAGGGGUCAAGAUCUGUAACUUAUGAGUUAGGGGUGGAAACUUGUUUAAGAUCUGGGUUGGUUUGGGGAAAUAGAAGGAAUCUGGCCUGGGUUUUAGGAUUGUUCUACCUGGGUUCUUUGGUUCUGUCGUUCCAUUGGCUCCUUCACCAGAUUGUUUGAUUGCUAUCUAAUUUAUCAAUCCCAAUCGAGUAGCCGACGAAGAAGCUAGCUAUUGCCAAGAAGGCUAGCACUGCUUUUGCUCAUCCUUCUACUCAAAUCCAUUUUCAAUUUCAAAUGGGUCUGCAAUGGGGAGCUCUUACUUCUUACACUCUCCCCUCUCCUACUCUCGAUUUCCCUAAUUUUCUUCUCAUGACCAAAUCCGCGAUUCUUCAAACUCCAUCUCAUUCAUAUUUUUCAUUCUCUUUCUGCAUAUCAAUGCCAAGAUAAUAAAAUUUAUAUGAUGCUCUGUGCAAUAUUUCUUACUGUUUUUCCAUUGGGGUUUGUCAAUCAACUUUUGAGUGAAUCAAGAUGGUCACACCAUAUAAGGGAAGGAAGGAUGAGUCAAGUUGCAGUCUUAAAACAUCCACAGAAUUACUUAAAAGUACUCAAUCAUAUCAGAGGUCUUGAAGAACAACAUGCAUCUAAUAUAUCAUUAUUUUUGGAGCCAAGCCAUUAUUUUUUCCUUGAUUACUUUGCUACAAGCUGCCUUGAUGUUUAUCUAGCUGAAAAGGUUAUCAAGGGAAUUGUGGAUGGUUGCCAACAAUCUGACUGUGCUCUUUUAGGUGGAGAGACUGCUGAGAUGCCGGGUUUCUAUGCAGAGGGUGAGUAUGACCUCAAUGGUUUUGUGGUUGGAAUUGUGAAGAAGGAAUUAGUGAUUGAUGGGAAAAACAUUUUGGCUGGAGAUGUCCUCAUUGGCCUACCAUCUAGUGGGGUUCAUUCCAAUGGUUUUCUCUUGUAA
Messenger RNA from Rosa rugosa (rugosa rose), 1059 nucleotides. Its product is annotated as phosphoribosylformylglycinamidine cyclo-ligase, chloroplastic-like. The coding region runs from base 559 to 1059 and encodes 166 amino acids. Gene Ontology annotation, molecular function: phosphoribosylformylglycinamidine cyclo-ligase activity; phosphoribosylamine-glycine ligase activity. Gene Ontology annotation, biological process: 'de novo' IMP biosynthetic process; adenine biosynthetic process. The record is from RefSeq and is a predicted model, not a curated record. Gene Ontology annotation, cellular component: cytosol. Lineage: Eukaryota; Viridiplantae; Streptophyta; Magnoliopsida; Rosales; Rosaceae. The transcript has 5 exons.